AGAUAUCCUCUUCAUCCAUAACAAAUCACAGCAUACACUUAUUAGUUACUACAACAACUUAAAUUAAUAGUAAUUCCCAAGCUUCUUCCAUCACCUCGCUUUCAAAAUGGCUCAAGCAAUCGCCCAGAAGCACAUGACUGAACAAUACGGACCUUAUGGUUCACAAUGCCCUGAAAACUACAGCUUUAAACUUCAAGAAGGUGAAAGUAUCAAGGAAGUGAUUGUAAGGCAUGGGUUCAUUGUCGAUGCCAUUGGGUUCGUCGUAGCUAAGCCAUGUGGUGGUACCUACACCAAGAUGUUUGGUGGCACUUGUGGAAACGAAUCCAAGAUUGUGCUCAAGUGUGGUGAAAAAAUAACUCGAAUUAGCGGCACCUAUGGUAACUACGUAUACCAAGGUGGUCAAUGCUUGAUUGCCACAAUGAAGAUCCACACCAACUUAUGUCCAAAUGGAUACGGACCAUUCGGACAAGGAAAGGGUAUUGAAGGCACCGCAAAGGAUUUCUCUUCUCCAUGUACACUCGAUGGCCCUAUUGUCGGAGUUUUUGGAAGGCACCACAACUAUCUCGAGUCUGUUGGAAUUUUCGUCGAGAAGAAGGACUGCCCAUGCGCUUGAAGUGUUUGGCUACCGCGAUGGCCUCAUCUUUCGCGAUUAUGCUGUGGGAUUUUCUUUGUUUCCAAUAAGCCACAUAUCAUGUUUAUUACUAAUCAAAGUGGCCUCUCAAGUGUGAUGAUUUGUACCCAUUAAUCAACUUGACUGAUUAUGUUGUAUCAGUCUUUUUAAUAUAUAAUAUUAACAAGCGUUGAUAUAUCAA
Molecule: messenger RNA, 812 nt
Organism: Chenopodium quinoa (quinoa)
Lineage: Eukaryota; Viridiplantae; Streptophyta; Magnoliopsida; Caryophyllales; Amaranthaceae
Product: protein GOS9-like
Exons: 4
Coding region: 107-613 (168 amino acids)
Source: RefSeq, a predicted model, not a curated record